GGGGGAGAAAGAAGAGAAGAAGAAAAUUCCUAUGGAAACUCAUUUGCUUCGAAAAUCAUUUAUAUAUUUAACGUUCUUCAAGAGAGAAGCAUCUUCAGAAAAUUGACACUUUUUCAUUUCGAAAAAGGAGUUGAUUUUAAUUUGGUCAAAUUCUCAGGCCAAUUAGAAAGAAAUAAACAAAAAUGGAUAAGAACGCUUUCCCCCUAAUCGAAAAAUCAGGAAAUGGAACUCAAAGAAAAAAUAACCAAGAUGAAGAAGUGGGACGAACUGAAGAAUUUGAUCCUUUUGCUCAUCGGGACCAGAAAACUUCAACGACAGAUUGUGAUACUCUAAUGCAUUUAUUAAAAGCAUGCUUAGGAUCUGGAAUUUUAUCAAUGCCUGACGCAUUUAAAAAUGCAGGUUAUCUUAUGGGAUUUAUAUCAACUUUUCUUGUUGCCUUCAUUUGUACACAUUGUUCUUAUAUUCUUGUAAAAUGUGCACAUGUUCUUUACUACCGAUGCAGACAAUCACAAAUGACCUUUGCGGAAGUGGCGGAAGCUGCAUUCUCCACAGGUCCAGAAUGGGGAAAAAAAUUCGCAAAACCCUUCGGAUAUCUAAUUAGAAUUUGUCUCUUCAUAACAUAUUUCGGAGCAGUGAGCGUUUAUUCAGUGAUUAUUGCCGAAAAUUUCAAACAAGUAUUGGAUCAUUACUUCAAUACAGACAUUAACCUACGAAUUUUUAUAGCAUGUUUACUGAUUCCAUUGAUUCUUAUGUGUUGGAUUCCGAAUUUAAAAUAUCUUGCACCAUUUUCAAUGGUUGCGAAUGGUUUUAUGGGAAUCAGUUUGGCAAUUGCAUUUUACUAUUUGAUUAAGAACUUUCAUCCAUUGAGUGAAGUUCCAAUGACAGCUGAAAUAAGUAAAUUUCCAAAUUUCGUCAGUAUCACUAUAUUUGCAAUCGAAGCUAUCGGUGUGAUAAUGCCUUUGGAGAACAAAAUGAAAAAUCCAAGGAAUUUCUUGGGCAAUUUUGGAAUUCUUAAUAAAGGAAUGCUGGGAGCAACUAUUAUUUAUGCAAUUGUAGGAUUUAUGGGAUAUUGUGCAUACGUUGACAAAACGAGUGCUUCUAUUACUCUCAAUUUCCCUCAACAAGAAAUUGCCUCACAAAUCGCAAAAAUAUUUAUCGGCCUAGCUGUUCUUGUCACAUUUGGAUUACAAUUUUACGUCUGCUUGGAUAUUGCCUGGAAUUCAAUGAAGGAUAAUUUUAAAUCGAGACCGAUCUUUGCUAAUUAUAUUUUAAGAACAAUUCUUGUGAUAUUGUCUGUUUUAUUGGCAAUUGCCGUACCAACAAUCUCCCCAUUCGUUGGUUUAAUUGGUGCCGUUUGUUUCACGAUAUUAGGCCUCUUGAUACCAGUCGCCAUUGAAAUGGUAACAUUCUGGGACGAAGGUUUCGGUCCAUGUAACUGGAUUCUCAUCAAAAAUAUUAUAAUCGUCAUUGUUGGUUUAAUAGCCGCAAUAUCGGGCGCCAAUGGUUCCCUUGUAGAAAUUUUUAAAAUGUACUCGAAAUAGUGGUGAAUUAGUAACUAUUUUUUUAAUAAUUCGACGACUCGCUUUAUUUAGGAGUUAAUUCUUUUUUUUACUCAAGUAAACAAUUUUUUCUACAACUGUAUUAAUUAGUAUUUUUUAAAGAGACUGUUUUUAAUUUUUAAAUAAAUUUAAUAAAUUGUAAUAUAGAAA
Leptopilina heterotoma is the source of this 1709-nucleotide messenger RNA. RefSeq names its product proton-coupled amino acid transporter-like protein pathetic. The record is from RefSeq and is a predicted model, not a curated record. The transcript has 7 exons. Gene Ontology annotation, biological process: amino acid transmembrane transport. Gene Ontology annotation, molecular function: amino acid transmembrane transporter activity. Gene Ontology annotation, cellular component: vacuolar membrane. Lineage: Eukaryota; Metazoa; Arthropoda; Insecta; Hymenoptera; Figitidae. The coding region runs from base 183 to 1541 and encodes 452 amino acids.